AUGCCUGCCAAGACAAAUUGGAUCGUUCAAAAGUUCGGUGGAACUAGUGUGGGAAAGUUUUCCGAGCGUAUUGUCGAUGAAAUUAUCAAAGUGUUCACUACGGACUACGAUAAUAACGUUGCCGUGGUUUGCUCAGCACGCUCGUCCGAUACCAAGGCAGAAGGUACUACUUCUCGACUUCUAAGAGCGUGCGAUCUAGCGGCGAAAAAUGACCCUAGCUUUAGAGAUGUUCUGGAGAAAGUUAGAGUUGACCACAUAGAGAAUGCCAAAACUCUUGUUAAAGAUGCCAAGCUGCAGCAGGAGCUCAUCAAAGAUUCUGCUCUGGAGUUGGACCUCGUGGACAAAUAUCUGAAUGCAUCCCAAGUCUUGGGCGAAGUUUCUUCGCGGACCAUGGACUUGGUUAUGUCAUGCGGUGAAAAACUAAGUUGUCUUUUCAUGGCAGCUCUGUGUAAUGACCACGGUGUUUCAGCUCAGUACAUUGAUUUGUCGUCCAUCAUUCCGUCGGACUACCAAUGCAAGGAGGGAUCUUUGGAUAACAGCUUUUACACGCUGUUAGUGACGUUAUUUCAGGAAGCGCUACAACCUGUUUUGAAACUUCAGGCAGAGGGCGAGAGGGUCGUUCCCGUGAUUACUGGCUUUUUCGGUCUCGUUCCUAUGGGUCUUUUGAACGGUGUAGGUCGCGGGUACACCGAUCUUUGUGCAGCUUUGAUUGCUGUGGGUCUCAACGCCGAUGAACUACAGGUUUGGAAGGAAGUCGACGGGAUCUUCACGGCAGACCCUCGUAAAGUACCGCAAGCCAGACUCUUGAGGAGUGUCACUCCUGAAGAGGCCUCGGAAUUGACAUAUUAUGGUUCAGAAGUUAUUCACCCUUUCACUAUGGAACAAGUCAUAAGGGCCAAAAUCCCCAUUAGAAUCAAAAACGUUCAAAAUCCUACUGGUGAGGGUACUGUCAUCUAUCCUGACAACAUCGCCAAGAAGGGUGAGUCUACCCCACCACAUCCACCUGUCACUUUAAGCAAUUCUUUCUUUGAGCACAAACGCAGGGGCGCGACUGCCAUCACAAGUAAAAGUGACAUCGUCGUCAUGAACAUUCAUUCCAACAAAAAGACGUUGUCGCACGGAUUUUUGGCUCAAAUCUUCACCACCAUGGAUAAGUUUAAACUUGUUGUUGAUUUAAUUUCCACUUCCGAAGUUCACGUUUCCAUGGCGCUUCCAAUACCCGAUGCCGACUCUAUGAGAGAUUUGAAGAACGCGAUCGAAGAAUUGAAGAAAUUUGGUUCCGUCGAUAUUACUAAAAAACUUGUCAUCAUUUCUUUGGUUGGUAAGCAGAUGAAACAGUUCAUUGGUAUAGCCGGAACUAUGUUCACCACGCUGGCCGAGCAAGGAAUUAACAUUGAGAUGAUUUCUCAAGGUGCUAACGAAAUAAAUAUUUCAUGCGUUAUCGACGAGGACAACGCUAUCAAGGCUCUUCAGUCCAUUCACUCGAAGCUGCUCGAUGCUCCCGCUCAUGAAUCUGAUCUAGGAAGCGCUGUCAACGAGAGAUUAGAGCAAAUAAAGAGACUCAACCUAUGA
Lachancea mirantina is the source of this 1572-nucleotide messenger RNA. The record is from the annotation of a GenBank genome assembly. NCBI's taxonomy places the organism in Eukaryota, Fungi, Ascomycota, Saccharomycetes, Saccharomycetales, Saccharomycetaceae.